AUGAAUCGGAAUAUUCUCAUCAUAUUAUAUUUGAGCUGGUGUUGUGUGGGGGCAAACACCGAAAGCCCAAUAACUCUCAAGGAAUACCUCCGCAAAGUCGCAUUAGUGAUAGUCGAAGUCGUUGAAGGCAUGAUCAGGAAUAUGCAUACCGAGAUAGACCCGUUCCCCAUCCUGGCCCAGGUGUUCAAGUACGACGUUGAAAAUAAGCAGUUCCAACAAGAAUGUGCAGGAGUCAUUGUGACGAAUUAUCACGCUCUGUCAGCUGCACACUGCUUUCCUAUGGGCAUGGAUGUUAAUUACUGGAAGGUUCGCGUUGGCUCCAGUUACCGUUCUUCUGGUGGGGUGAUACACAAUGUGAGAGCUAUCAGAGUGCAUGAAAACUACGAAGAAUUAGAAAACACAAACGAUAUAGCUAUCAUGGCGAUGGUUGAACCGUUCAUCUUUAACAGUAAUGUUAGAAAGGCUUCAAUUCCAAUCCAUGGAUUAGAAUUUGACUACAAUUUUGAAUGUACUCUCGUAGGAUGGGGUGAAUUACAGCUUGGCGGUCUACGGAGUGAUAAACUGGAACUCACAAAACUCGUCACUGUAGGCCAGCACGAUUGCACGCGGAAAUACGAGACUAUUUCGAAAGUCAUUCAAAAUUCCAUGAUUUGCGCCGUGCGUGUCAACAAUGGAGGAUCUGCCGGUUGCAAAGGAGAUUCAGGGGGCCCUUUAAUAUACAACGGUUUUAUUGUAGGCAUCGUGUCAUUCGGAGUUUCGUGUCAAAACCCUGACUUCCCAGGAGUAUACACGAAGGUUUCACAUUACACUGACUGGAUGAAAAGGACUGUGCUUGCUAUUUGA
Molecule: messenger RNA, 843 nt
Organism: Helicoverpa zea (corn earworm)
Lineage: Eukaryota; Metazoa; Arthropoda; Insecta; Lepidoptera; Noctuidae
Product: trypsin, alkaline C-like
Exons: 4
Coding region: 1-843 (280 amino acids)
Biological process (GO): proteolysis
Molecular function (GO): serine-type endopeptidase activity
Source: RefSeq, a predicted model, not a curated record